Paramecium tetraurelia is the source of this 1264-nucleotide messenger RNA. RefSeq lists its product as uncharacterized. The record is from RefSeq and is a predicted model, not a curated record. Lineage: Eukaryota; Ciliophora; Oligohymenophorea; Peniculida; Parameciidae. Gene Ontology annotation, biological process: organic phosphonate biosynthetic process. Gene Ontology annotation, molecular function: thiamine pyrophosphate binding; phosphonopyruvate decarboxylase activity. The transcript has 4 exons.
AUGUUUUGCCGCUAACUUACAAGGAGAUUUUUUAAUGCUAAAUCUAGGGAACCAAUUGAACCACCUUAUCUUGAAUUGCAAAGAGAUUUCCUUGAACCUGCAGAAUUUUACUAAGAAUUGUCAAAACAUGGAGUUUCAUUUUACACAGGAGUUCCUGAUUCUUUAUUAAAAGACUUCUGUGCUUAUGUCUAAGACAAUGCUCCUCCAGGAUAACAUGUAAUUACUGUAAAUGAAGGUACUGCUGUCUCCAUGGCUGCAGGAUAUUAUUUGGCAACUAAAAAGAUUCCUUGUGUGUAUUUACAAAACAGUGGUUUGGGGAAUAUUGUGAAUCCUUAUAUGUCUUUAGCUCAUCCCAAAGUCUAUGGAAUUCCAAUGUUGUAUUUAAUUGGAUGGAGAGGAGAGCCCGGAAAAAAGGAUGAGCCAUAACAUUUAGUCUAAGGCAAGAGAAUGAACGGCAUUCUUACUGAAAUGGGGAUACAAUAUGAUGUAUUACCUGAUUAUAUCGAAGGCGCUGCAGAGGUUCUUGAUACAGCCUUCUAUUCUAUGAAAACUAGAAAUGGACCUUACGCUUUACUUGUUAAAAGGUAAUGCUUCACUAAUUACAAAUUACAGAAUGCGGCUAAAAAUAACUAUCAGUUAACUAGAGAAGAAGCCUUAACUGAAGUUAUCUAAAAUACUCGUCCUUUAGAUGUGUGUGUUAGUACCACAGGGUUUUUAAGCAGAGAACUCUUUGAACUAAGACAACGUCUCAAUUAAACUGGAGAAUAGGAUUUCCUAACAGUUGGAUCGAUGGGACAUGCAUCCAGUAUUGCUCUUGGAAUUGCAUAAGUCAAGAAGAGUAGACAAGUGUAUUGUCUAGAUGGUGAUGGAGCCAUGUUGAUGCAUCUGGGUGCUUUGGCUUAAGUCGGUAGUAUUGGUCCAACAAAUUAUAAACAUGUCUUGUUCAAUAAUCAAGCUCAUGAUUCUGUUGGUGCUUAACCCACAAGUAAUCCUUCAGUGAAUUUUACACAAAUCGCUUUAGGAUGUGGAUACAGAGAUGCCUUCCAAGUGUAAACUAAAGAGGAGAUUACAAAAGGAAUGGAGAGAUUAAAUCGAAAUGAUGGUCCCAUUCUUAUGGAAGUCUUGAUCAAACCAGGAGUCAGAAAGGAUUUAGGUAGACCAACAACUACAACAUUCGAAAACAAAGAGAAGUUCAUGCAUUUCUUAACAUAUUGAUUCAUUCUAAAAAUCUGAGUUAUAUAUUAUCAAUAGAAAAUUCUCUUGU